AUGUGGACUAAUCUUCCUAUCGUUUUGGCAGUAUGUCUUGUCAUACUUGGUAGCAAUGUUGGCGGUUUGGAAACGGAAAACCUUCAAGGUGGUCACGAUUCGGACAAAGGCGAAAUCAAAUAUCAAGUUUCCCUUCAAAAUGUAAGGCAACACUUCUGUGGUGGUACACUUAUUACAGCAGAUGUAGUUUUGACUGCAGCACAUUGUUUUUACGAUAAGAAAAAAAAGGUUUACUCUGAUGAUCCAUUUUUUGUUGUCGCGGGAACAAAUGACGUCCACGAUCAUACCUACAGGAGACGUGUAAAAACAAUGUAUAUUCAUAAAGGAUACACAAGUGCCUAUGACGAUUACACUUAUCAAUUGUACGAUAUCGCCCUUGUAAGGGUUGAUAAAGUAUUCAAUGUUGGUAAAAAUUUUCCAAUUGAUUUGGCAAAGCUGCCACAUAAACAUGAAGACUUCGUGGGCAAAACUGCAAACGUAUCUGGUUUUGGUUGGGAUUACGCCGUGCGAACUGGUGAACAGAAUCAUACCGGUACCUCAAAAGGAAAACUGAGACAAGCAUUUGUGAAAAUUUUUGAUGGAAGAUAUUGUACCACCGUUAAGACAUCACUUAUGCUCUGUGGUCGAGUGGAACAACGUCCUUGGAUGCAUUCAGGCGUCUGCCCGGGCGACAGUGGUGGUCCUGUUUCCUUCGAUAACAAAGUUAUUGGAAUCGUGAGUCAUGGAACAUGGGGAUGCGAUGAAUCAGAAUAUUAUUCAACGUAUACCAAAGUAUCGGAGUAUUUAGAUUUCAUUAAUAGUGUUUUGAACUACAGAAAAAGAAGUGACAUGAUAAUUCGAAGCAACAAUUACACUACACUUUAUAAUCCAAUUGAAAACAAGAUAAUUUUUACAAAAUCACCUGAAGCAAUUUCAGUAGUUAAAGAAAUUCAACGCUUGAAUCAACAAGUAGAAACUUAUAAAGAGAAAAAUGAUUUUCUGCUACAAUUGUAUACAGAAACGGUGGAAAACCAUCGGAGCGAAGCAGAUCAGCAAACAGCACAAAAAGAUUAUGAAACCAAUUUAAAUAUAUUGUACCAAGUGAUCAAUUUAAUAAAUAGUGAAUUAGAUACGUAUGCUGCACUGGGUCCAAAGAAUGUAGUAUUUGUAUGUGUUGCUGGUUUGGAAAGAGAAAACCUUCAAGGGACGACACAUGUAAAAGAUUACACUUACAAUACCAUUGUAAAAAAAAUCUAUAUUCACAAAGAAUAUGUAUCGAAUGAAAACUCUAACGAGAGGUUUGUUAAUGACAUUGCCCUUUUAAGGCUUGAAAAUGGAUUUUAUGUUGGUGAGAAUUCGCCUAUUAAAUUGGCUAGGCUGCCACGUGCAGACCAAGACUUUAUGGGUAUCAUUGCAACUGUAUCUGGUUUUGGUUGGGACUACGCUGAGAAAACUGGUAUAAUGGAUCAUACUGGUUACUCAACAGGACAGUUAAGAAGAGCAUCAGUAAAAAUUAUGAACUGGCACGAUUGUCUACCGGAGGGGCAUCCAACUCUGAUCUGCGGAAAAGUGGAACAACAUCCUGGGAUACGUUCAGGCAUCUGCCCGGUAUGA
Molecule: messenger RNA, 1593 nt
Organism: Copidosoma floridanum
Lineage: Eukaryota; Metazoa; Arthropoda; Insecta; Hymenoptera; Encyrtidae
Source: RefSeq, a predicted model, not a curated record